Tetrapisispora phaffii CBS 4417 is the source of this 747-nucleotide messenger RNA. RefSeq names its product Fmp10p (gene FMP10). Lineage: Eukaryota; Fungi; Ascomycota; Saccharomycetes; Saccharomycetales; Saccharomycetaceae. The record is from RefSeq and is a predicted model, not a curated record. The transcript has a single exon. The coding region runs from base 1 to 747 and encodes 248 amino acids.
AUGUUUAGAAGAUCUGUUGGACAAUUGUUCAAGAGAACGUAUACUCAGACAAAGUUUGUGACGAAUGCUCCUAGAAGGAGAUGGAUUCCAUAUACUGUAUUUGGGGUCAGUUUCUUUAGCGGAUGGUUACUAACCCAACAUAUGACAUACACCGACCUGGUAGCAUAUUGGAGAUACGAUAAGCUACCUUCGGACAGCGAAGAAGUUAAUAAAUACAAAUUAAAUUUGACCAACAGACUAAUGAACUUAGACGUUGUCAAAGGACUUGAGGCUAAGGGGUACCAUGAAGUUUUCCCAGUGCAAUACAAAGAAAACAGCAGUUCUGUAGCUAAUUCGAAUAAGGACACAACCGAGGGCAAAAAAUUAAUAUCGGAUACUUUAAGUGUUCCUGGUGCCAUUGCUAUUCCACCUAAGUUCUAUUACGACCCAAAGACUAAAGAGACGAUUGGAAUAUACCACCUGGGCAUGAAAUUGACUGGGUAUCCGUUCUUGAUCCACGGUGGGAUCCUUGCCACUGUUAUCGAGGACCAGAUGAGAGAGAGUGUGAAACUGAUCAAGAACAAGGUACCAAAGGGCAUAAAGGACAUCACGGUGUCUUACAAGCUCCCAACUUUAGCCAAUCAAUUCGUUGUAGUUCGCACCACCAAAGUCGAAGAGUUCGGCAACAACAUCAAAUUAUCCAUUGAAAUGCUUGACCAGACUGGAGAGAGAAAGCUCGUGUCAGCUCGCGGGACCUUCUCGACUUGA